AUGAGACAAGACGAUAUAAGCAUUCCCAGGUCAAAGCGACGAUCGAUCCAACUCCCCAAAGAGACGGUUGAUAAGCGAGUGGCAGUCAACCCAAAAGCAGAACCACCAUCGCUUGCUAAAAUACAGAGCAGACCAGCUCCUACUAGUGCACAAAUGUAUUGUUCGAAACUGUUGCAGAUAUGGAAAUCAGUGCGAUAUAUGAACUCGGCUAAUCAGACAAACCCCCGGUUCGUAGGUUGGAUCGUACGUCGUUUUCAGCAGGCUCAUAGCAAGGCAACACUGAUGACAUACCUGCCUCCUAUUUCUUCUCCAAUAACCGAAUACUCCACCAUCAUAGAAAUGUUCCAUCAAUCUAGGCAGCUGGCGAAGCUAUCCAACAUGUCCUACACUCACAUCACCCUCGAUGCGGGAGCUGCAAUCAAGGCCUUUCAUGUGGUUUGGAACAAUCCAGCUGCGUGGUCCGACAUAAUAAUCCAUCUGGGAGAUUUUCAUGCAAUGAUGACCUUUUUUGCAGUUAUUGGACGUUUCGUGGAGAGCAGUGGAUUCGAAGAUGUGUUAUUUCAAGCUGGUCUGUGUAGCUCUGGAAGUAUUACGGGAGUGAUGAGUGGAAAGCACUACAAUCGAUGUUGGCUUGUUCACGAGGCUUUUUCUGAAGCAUUAGAAAGACUUUUUGUAGAACAAUAUCUACCGACCAUGCCAAAAAAAGUCGAGGAGUGCGCACAAAGUAACCUCGCGCAAGCAACGAGUUUAACCAACAUUCUUAACGAUGACACUGUUAAAGAAUAUGUUGAUCAAUGUCAAAUACAGAAAACCAAAUGUUUGAAUGGAGAAUUCGGUAAAACACCGCAGUUUUGGGCAAAGUAUAUGGAGCUUGUUGAUCGUCAGCAGAAAUUGCACUUUUCCGUCAAUACGAAUGAUUAUGACCUGAGAAUGCUCAUUUGGAAAGAAUCUUUGCCUUUGUGCUUUGCUACCAAUCGGGUUCAUUAUGCUCGCUAUGGCACAUAUUAUGUAAGUGGUUUAGAAUGUAUUGACAGCACUCAUCCAGGAGCAAGACAGGAGAUCGAAGAUCUUGGUUUGUCGGUGCGGAGAAAUCAACUUGGCAUAGGACAGUCAAUCGACAUGGCAGGCGAACAAAGCUACAUGAGAAAUGCAAAGACUGCAGGUACAUACUUCAUACUCAUGAAUUCAAAAAGUAAUAAUCUUAAAUAUUUCAGCCAUGCAUCUCCUGAAACAAUAUUUCCUUACAGGUGGCAACCGUCGUACAUUUAUACUUGAUAUUUAUUACCAUUCUCCGUCUUUUUAGGGGGAAUCACGCAAUUUGCUGCAAAGGAAAGUACUGUAACAAAGUGGGUCAUGAACAGGCCAUACCAAACCAAGUUUGUUGAAUCGUUACUGGAGCUAUCCGGAGUGUGCACUACAAUGUCAAAUCCACGAAAAUGUCUGCGAAGCAGUGAAAUUCUGAAGUCGAAUAAGAUGGUGGAAGGAAUCAUGGUGGUAUUGAAGACACAAUUCAUCAAUCCCUUCCAUGCUGACCUUGAUAAAGAUAAGUUGUUCAAUUUGGUUUCCGGGUAUCCAGCUCCAGAGAAC
Paramuricea clavata is the source of this 1587-nucleotide messenger RNA. Lineage: Eukaryota; Metazoa; Cnidaria; Anthozoa; Malacalcyonacea; Plexauridae. The record is from the annotation of a GenBank genome assembly.